Ostertagia ostertagi is the source of this 501-nucleotide messenger RNA. Lineage: Eukaryota; Metazoa; Nematoda; Chromadorea; Rhabditida; Trichostrongylidae. The record is from the annotation of a GenBank genome assembly.
AUGGUAAUGGAGGUUGUUGUUCCGCGGCACUGUGCACAGCAAGUUUCGCGCCUCUACCGCGAUCCCACUUGGAAGUCUCUUCAGACCGCUGCUGCGUCUACAACACAGCUCUAUAAAAGUUCUAUCGAUGUGCAUCGACGUGGAUUUGAGAAGGGUUUCCGAGCGGGCCGUAUCAGUCUAGCGAAGGAGGUGAUGACUGCUUUGACUAGCGGAUCGGCAACUGAUUUGAAUAGUUUAUUCGAAAUGCUAUAUGCAAAUGUUCGUAUGUCUUCUGCUGACGAUGGUCAGCGUAUGGGUCCGCCGCCCGUCGUGUCCUCGGACACACUUGCGGCUGUUCAUCUUUUUCAGCAGGCACUCUCUCCUGCAGCUUCGGCAUCGCCACAGAGAGGGCCAGAUCUCAAUGCUUUUCUAUCCUCGCAAGUUCAGCGUCAUCGAAAGCGACAGCGUCAGCGUUCGCCUACGUCUCCAUCUACGCUCAUCAAGAAAGUGCGACGGAUAUAG